This is a messenger RNA of Neofelis nebulosa (Clouded leopard), 955 nucleotides long. RefSeq names its product deleted in lymphocytic leukemia 7 (gene DLEU7). Lineage: Eukaryota; Metazoa; Chordata; Mammalia; Carnivora; Felidae. The record is from RefSeq and is a predicted model, not a curated record.
AUGCUUCUUGUAGGCAAGAGGACAAAAGCCACAAGUGACGAUGCUAAAGCAGAAAGCUGGAAGGAACGUCGUUCUUUGCAAAGUCCUGGAGUCGAUGAAAACCCAGCGCUUAGCAUUUGGCUGAUUUUCGAGCGCAUAGAGGCAGCGCUUCGGGCAGCCUUGGGUCUGCACACGCCCAUUCAGACGGAGCGAAUUCAGCGGCCAGCCGGGGUCACCCACUGCGGGCAGGGGGCGGGGGCGGGGCCGGCCCCACCCGGGAGAGGCCAGGGGGCCGCGAGGCCGCGGGGAAGCCGGCUUAGCCCCGCGCCCUUAGUGGCCUCCAUCAGCCACCAAAUGGUGGCUCUGCAGAUUCCGCAGCUGCUGCAGCAGGAGUGGGGCUGAGGGGACGGUCCGAGCGACCCCGGGAGCCCGCGCGAUCCAGACCACGUGUCCACCGCCCCAGCGCGUCGCAUAGGCAGGCCCUCGGCCGGAAUGGGGGGUUCUGGGGCGCGGGUCAGCUCCCCAGAAGCGGAAGCGGUGCGAGGCGCCGAGGGGGGCGCGGACUGCACCCUGGCCCAGAUGGGCAUGCGCAGCGCGCUGGCCCGCGUGGUGGCCUCGACCUCGGAGCUGGUCAGCGUGAAGCAGACGCUGCUGGGCCCCCUUCUGCAGGAGAGGUCCUUCCCCAACCAUCCGAAGGAUAGUGUUGAGUUUAGACACAUCUGCAGUCAUUUGGCUCUACAAAUUCAAGGACAACAGUUUGACAGAGAUCUGGGUACUGCCCACCAGUGUUUGAAGACAAUAGUCAUGAAGCUGAUUCAGUCACUUGCUAAUCUUCCUUCAGAUGUCCACAUGGUAGCCUGUGCUUCUUUGAGACAGAUCUUACAGAAUCUCCCAGACGCAUGGAUGCUCAAGACACCAGAAUUAGAACCACAGCCAGUACUGCUAAGAAGACUGGGUACCUGACAUUCCUAAUUGA